Messenger RNA from Nerophis lumbriciformis (worm pipefish), 1011 nucleotides. The record is from RefSeq and is a predicted model, not a curated record. NCBI's taxonomy places the organism in Eukaryota, Metazoa, Chordata, Actinopteri, Syngnathiformes, Syngnathidae.
AUGGCGUUGCCAUUUAUAAAGGACCUGGACAAGUACAAGGACCUAGAUGAAGAUGAGCUCCUUAACAAUCUGUCAGCGGACGAGCUUAAACAGCUGGAAACGGCCCUUGAGGAGAUGGACCCCGAGAAUGCUCUACUUCCAGCAGGUCUGCGCCAGAAAAACCAAACGACAAAACAAGCAACAGGAACGUUUGACAGAGAGCGUCUCCUCAAAUACCUGGAGAAGGAAGCCUUGGAGUACAAGGACAGGGAGGACAUUGUACCCUUCACGGGAGAAAAGAAAGGCAAAGUAUUUAUUCCUAAACAGAAACCAAUGGAAACGCGAAAGGAGAAUGUCACAACCCUUGACCCGGAAUUAGAGGAAGCCCUGUCCAGUGCCACCGAUACGGAACUCUGUGAUCUUGCAGCAAUCCUGGGUGUUCACACGCUUGUAACCAGCAGUCAGACAUACGACGGAACUGGAGAUGGCUACAACAAUGUGGUUAAAGGGGAGAAGAUGAAUCCUGUAUUUGACGAGCCACCCAAUCCCACAAAUGUAGAAGAAACACUAAACAGGAUCAAAAACAACGAUGCCUCCCUAACCGAGGUCAACCUCAACAAUAUAAAGAACAUCCCCGUUCCCACUCUUAAAGAUUUUGCCAAAGCCAUGGAAAAGAACAAAUACGUCACCAAGUUUAGCAUGGCUGCCACACGGAGUAACGACCCCAUAGCAGUGGCUUUCAGUGAUACGUUGCGUGAGAACAAGACGCUUCGAAGUUUGAACUUGGAGUCCAACUUCAUCACCGGUGCUGGGAUGCAGUCGCUGAUUGACGCACUGCGAGACAAUGACACCCUCACGGAGAUAAAGAUUGACAACCAGAGGCAACAGCUGGGUACCAAUGUUGAGAUGGAGAUUGCUAAAAUGUUGGAGGAGAAUAACAGCAUAGUGAAGUUCGGCUAUCACUUUACCAAGCAGGGCCCACGCUCUCGAGCCGCCGCCGCGAUAACCAAGAACAACGACCUGGGUAUGUAA